AUUAAUUUUACUGCGAUUUGCUGUUUACUGAUGUGACAAGGUAGUUGGCGUGUGGAAGGGGGUAAAAUGCCGUUCAAAUCUUUAUACUGCUCUGCCGCACCUGUCACAUUGCUAAAUGUCUGUCAUGACUCCUGUCAACUGACAGAUUGACAUUAAUCGAUGAUGUUCUAUAAUGAAAAUUGAAAUUUUAUAUUAAACUACAAUUAAAAUUUAACACAAAACUCAUCAGUAAAAUAACAUUACUUAACUCAGAAAUUAAAGUACUUGGUCCCUUCCUCGCUAGUAAUGUCAUUUCCCAGACUUCUGUAAAUAACUAUCAAAAAUUAGUGCUAUGCAAUUUUUAUUAUUAGCUACUGCACAAAAUAUAUUAUGGGAACUUCUAAUUAACACUAUGCAUCCAGUUUACUUGCUUCAGUACUUUUAGGUUUGUCUGCCUCGGUACUAUAAACAAUUCAAAAUGAUGUUAGAACAGUACAAGUACAACUACGUUCUUACCGCAGUAUUUUUACACAGAAAGUAUCUAUUACGAAGCAACUGGCAUUCUUCGGGAACAGAACCAUCCGAUACCGACAAGCAAUGCUGGAGUUUCUUCUUAUGCUGCAGUAAAACAAGUAGAAUAAAGAUUUACAAAGAGAGGCAAUUUACCAGUUUUACACAGUUGCUAUUUAGGAGGCAUUUGCGUAAAUCUUCCCUAACUUGUAAGCAAACGUCUUGUUCUUUCUUGUCUUGCCUUUGGAUGCUCAUUUUGAGGUUAUAAGUUAUAUUUUUGUCAUUUUAAUUUGCUGUGUUUUUGUGUUGUUCACAAUUUAAGCCUUUGGGGUUCUUCCACAGCAAAAGUUGAAUUUUUAGGUUAAGAACACAAAGCCCCAAAUGAAGUUAUUAAAAUUUAGAGGAGCACCACAACAGCUCUAUUUAAGUACCAGGUCUCAACAUGAAUGGAUUCAACCUGUUGGUUUUGACACUGGCAUAAAAGUGUACAAUUGCGUAGCAAGGGGAAAUGUUCCUUUCAUCGUCCGCAACAAGAAUUUCGUUACAUGGUACACAUGCGGCCCGACGGUUUACAACUCGGCUCACAUAGGCCAUGCUAGUUGUUUCGUAAAGCUUGACAUAAUUAAACGCAUAUUACAACGCGAAUUUUCAUUAAACUUGAUCACCGCAAUGAAUAUUACCGAUAUUGACGAUAAGAUUAUCAACAGAUCGAUUGCAACUAAAACACCUAUUAGCGAUCUUGUGAAAUUUUACGAAGACGAAUUUUGGGAGGACAUGCGGAAAUUAAACGUUCUCAGACCUCAGCUUGUUAUGCGUGUAAGUGAAAAUAUUUCGCUUAUCGAAAAAUUCAUUAUGAGAUUACUGAAUAGCGGGGAUGUUUACAAGGGCAGUGACGAAUCGUUACUAUUUCAAAUUAAAAAUUAUGGGAGACUACAGAACGUAAAUUCGGAGCAGUUGGCCAAUUUUACUGUGUGGAAGGCGGCGAAAAAGGAACCAUUUUGGACUACACAAUGUGGAUCUGGACGACCUGGAUGGCACACGGAAUGCUCGGCGAUAGCCAGCUCGAUUUUUGGUUCCGAAAUCGAUAUUCACGCAGGUGGUAUUGAUUUGAAGUUUCCUCAUCACGAGAACGAAGAGGCGCAAUGCUGCGCUUACUUUUCAAAACAGCAGUGGGUGAAUUAUUGGCUGCAUACUGGGCAUCUAAUGCAAAAUUCAGUCAAGAUGUCGAAAUCGCUACAAAACACCAUGACCAUUAGCGAAAUGCUUCAAAUUUGCAGUGGAGAUGUUUUUAGGAUGAUGUGCCUAAUGUCACAUUAUCGUAAACACAUGGAGUUUAGUGAGGAAUAUAUGCGUGCCGCGAAAGCUCAUCUGGAGACGUACAAAAACUUUUUAAUCAAUUGUAACGUGAUUAUUAGCAAUCCAGAGAAGCCUCAUGUUGAAGCAGCCUUGAUACUUCAGUGCGUGCAAGAAAGCGUGGAAAAGAUGUGUAGUGCACUUAAAGAUGAUUUUGAUACAGCAGAAUGUAUUAAAAUUAUUAAUAAUUUAAUUGUGAAUAUUAAUAAAAUGCUCCAUAACACAUCACAAAUGGGCAAUUUACAAGAAAUUACCCCACUCGUUAGUGCAUGUAACUUUGUAACAAAUACCCUGGAGAUGUUUGGAUUUAAUUUGAGUACAACCCAAGAUGUGAAUCAAAAGAGUAAUGAUGUUGAACUUUUAAACAUGUUAACGGAAUUUAGGCAUAAUGUAAGAUUAACAGGUCUCGAAAUUAAAAAUUCGAAUUUAAUUAGUUUAUGUGAUGGACUUCGUAACGAUCUGCAUAAAAUAGGUGUCAGUGUUAAAGAUCAGAAACACGCAUCUAUUUGGACUAAAAUUUGAAGCUGAAUGUUGUUUAUAAAAUACACAU
Molecule: messenger RNA, 2392 nt
Organism: Photinus pyralis (common eastern firefly)
Lineage: Eukaryota; Metazoa; Arthropoda; Insecta; Coleoptera; Lampyridae
Gene: CysRS-m
Product: probable cysteine--tRNA ligase, mitochondrial
Exons: 2
Coding region: 871-2364 (497 amino acids)
Biological process (GO): cysteinyl-tRNA aminoacylation
Cellular component (GO): cytoplasm
Molecular function (GO): ATP binding; cysteine-tRNA ligase activity
Source: RefSeq, a predicted model, not a curated record